Molecule: messenger RNA, 3298 nt
Organism: Lytechinus pictus (painted urchin)
Lineage: Eukaryota; Metazoa; Echinodermata; Echinoidea; Temnopleuroida; Toxopneustidae
Product: clumping factor B-like
Exons: 7
Coding region: 119-1372 (417 amino acids)
Source: RefSeq, a predicted model, not a curated record
GAUUCAUAUAAGGUACCGCACGUGUAUACGUUUAUGAAUGAACGGAUCGAAUGUACGAAAAAGUUGUGCGAUAUGUUUGGGGUGAUUUUGUGAAAAUUAUUCAGAUUAUUCCUUAAAAAUGGUGAAAACAAGGGCGCAGAGAGAACUGGGAGUUACAACACCAAGUCCUAGAACGUCGGAAAUUGUGAAAACACGUAAGAGAAUAGGCCAAAAGAGCAAUGACGGCACACGGCUUACGCAGAUGUCAAGGAAUGGGACUGAGGCGAAAUCUGAACGAAAAAUUGUGAGGAGCAAGGCAUCUACGAAAAGGCUUUCGACUCGGCUGGCAAUUAAGCAAGUCGACAAGGAAGAAGAAGAUGAGGAUGACUUUGGUGGUUGUCAUAGUAACCUAAACUCUGGCGAGGAUGAUGCGAUCCAUCAGAAGUCCGAUUCAACAGAGAGAGAUGGUGAACAAGCAAGAGGAGAACAGGAAGAUGAGGACUCGGAUGAGGAUGAACUGAUAGAAGAACAGGAGGACGAGACAAUGGAAGAUUCAGACAAGGAAACAGGAAAGGAUGAGGGAGAAGAGGAGGAUGAUAGCGAAAGUGAGAGCGAUGCAACGGACAGUGAUGAUGCAAGCUCACCCAAGCCACAUGCAGAUAAAAGAAUGAUGACCUCCCAAAGCAAGGAGUCAAAUACAGAGGUUGAUGACGAUGGUGAUGACGACGAUGAUGAUGACGAUGUUGAUGACGAUGAUGACGAUGAUGAUGACGACGAUGACGCACCCCAAGAUGUAUCUUUUUCAACGAGCAGACAAGAAGCGUUGGACUCCAUCUCACAAGCUCUACAGCAAACAAAAAAGUUGGAGGAGAGAGCCAAGGAAAAAAGAAGGAAUCGGGAUAAAUUUUUGAAGCUACAGAAAGAGAGGAAGAAGAUAUCUCUCGGACAAUCAAGAUUACCUGAAGACUUUUUAUCGGAAGUUGCAAGGAUACCAGACAGCCAACCCCCUCUGCCCUCGGUCACCACUCAGGCCCAACAAACUCCCAAAAGGGAUUCGCAUCACAAGGUCUUUGAUUCGGAUGGCGAAAUGGACUUCGAUGAGGGCGAAGACUUCCUUCCUCUAUCUGCCGAUGAGCCGAAGAUGGUCGAAGGUUUCGAGGUCCAUGCAAUAUCUCGACAGAAAAGGGCGCCCCCACCUAAAUCGGACAUGGCCUUGGAUUUCUUGCAGCAGCAGAUGUACGGGGGUCAAAUUAAACGAGAAUCAGCACUCAAGCAUAAAGCAAAGUUGUUAAAACGCCAGGGUAAACCCAGCCAUGCUUUUCACAACCCAAAAGAAAAGAGGAGAAAAAACAGGAAAAAGAGAAGCAUCAGAGCAGGUGAAACAAGCCAGUGAACUUUCAGUAAACUUGGGACAUUUGAGGAUACCAUGAGUGUAAACUGAAGAGGCUACACUGAAUGAAUAAAACUGGAAAUGAAUGAAUACUUCUUCUUUUCAUCGCCAGCAUGCAUCAUUUGUUUUGAUUGAGCCGAAUGUUCAUUGCCACGAGUGACUUGAUGCCCUUCUAAGUCUCGUUUGACAUUGAUCAUGGAGAAGUCGAAGAGAAAGGACGAUUGGAAAACGGUUUAACGCAUGAUCAGUUGACAUGUCUAAUUCAAGGAGUAAUAUGAAGUAGCCAGCCAGUUCCACUUGUAAGCCGCUGAAGGCUCGGCCAUGUCAUUCCGUGCAAGCCUUGACUUGCGGGUGAUAAUUUUUCCUGCAAGUCGCCUGCAUUGACGGUAUCUUGCACGCUGUUGCCCGCGGAAGUGCGCACACCAAUCUGAUUUGCACACAGAAAGGUUUUGAACUGCUCAAAACUUUGUUGGAAGUGAUUGCCUGCAACUCACCCGCAAGGUUUGCACGGAACGAUGUUUAACCCUUUGAACCCGAAAAGCCAGAAUACCGGCUUCAAGUCAUGUGAUUAGAAAAACAAGGGUUUUAGACAUCAGUUGACCUGUAAAAAUGAUGUAAUUUUAGAAAUAUUCAGUCGAUAACUUCAGUUUAUAAUUUUGCCGACGAUUGGCUUUCAUUUGUAAGGUUUUAGCAUAAAAAAUGACUACCCUACCAAGGAGGCUCAUGUGAUAAUACACAGUGAGUUGUAUUUGGACUAUGCGUAAGCUAUUGUUGAAUAUUACUUUGUCAAAGCAGUGAUUUUGAGGCAAAAUUUGAGAUUAUCGUCAGUGCAGGAAGCUAAACAACAUCGGCCAGGUCAGGCAGGGUACAAGCUAAGUAAAGUGCCGCUGACAUAGUUUGGCUCGAAUCAUAAGAAUAGAAGAUCAUUUAUUUCAAAUGUCAUGUAUUCCUUCAUUUUGCCAAUAAUCUUUAUAUUUGCAAAUAAUUCAGGGUGAGGGUCACGAUCGUCCCAAUUAAUUCAGGGUUCAAAGGGUUAAGGAUAAACAAGUCGUGGUUCCUGUAUCACAAAGCUUAUUAACUAAUUUUAGAAUUGAUUUUCUUGAUUUACAUUUCAUCUCUUUCAUUCUUUUGUUUUUAUUAUGUGGUUUGCCCUUACUAUUCUAUUUUAAUUAUUUCAGGGUUUUUAUUUUCUUUAAUAGUGCAUAGGGACUUUACUCACACUUUUUUAUGUGCUAUAAAAUAAAUUUUAUAGCUAUUAUCGAUCGAUCAUGAAAAUGUGUUCUAUGAAUUGCUAAACUUUGAUGCCCUGGGCUUCUUAACAAAAAAGUUUGCAAUCAAUUCCUUAAUGGGCGAUGAUGGUCAACUCAAAUCAUUGUAAUGCGUAUUUUGUUCAAAGCACUGACCGGGGAGUGAGGGGGGGGGGCAUUUCAGGAAAGUUGUCAGCUCUGACUAAAUUGCCAGUGUUGACAAGUUUUCAGUGAAAUCUUGGGCCCAUUUCAUAAAGGACUUAGAACUGUUUUAACUUUGCCAUUAUGGCAGCUACCAUGGUAACAGGGCUCAGCAGUUACAAUAAUGGCAAGGGUACCAUAGUUUUAACCCUUUAUGAAACAGGCCCCAGGUAUUGAUUGGCCGAGAAGAAAUGACUUCUGACUGUUACUAUGGCAACUCUGGGAGGAAGACAACUUGUCAGUGCUGACCACGUUCACGAAACGAUCCCUACGAACAAAUCAGAAUGGUGGCUUCAGUUAUGAAAUCUGUUGCACACCUUUAUGAGGCUCUGUUCACAUUGGGAAAUGUUGAUUGUGCUGCUCCUAUGAUUUUAUGUUUGUCUUAAAGGGGAACUACAUCACCCUGACAAUAAGUUCUCCUUUAAAUGUGGUGUGAUAUGAAUUUACAAAUAAAAUGAAUUUGCUCAAAAAUUGAACGUAA